Molecule: messenger RNA, 903 nt
Organism: Penicillium samsonianum
Lineage: Eukaryota; Fungi; Ascomycota; Eurotiomycetes; Eurotiales; Aspergillaceae
Exons: 1
Coding region: 1-903 (300 amino acids)
Source: RefSeq, a predicted model, not a curated record
AUGGAUCAAAAACCCUUCGCAGUGUUUCCCAUAUCUCUCCUAAACACAAUAUUCCUCAUCAGUUCUCUCUCCUGGCUUCAACUGCUCUACGCAGUAUCCUAUCUCGCACGACCAUUCUGGAACACAAGACGCGAGUUUCCGCCCUUCAACAAAGCCAUCUACCGCACAGAAACAAGCAUUAUCAACGCUAUUCUCGGCCCUAUGCCAUUCUCAGCCUAUACUUCUGCAACAGAAACAGAGCGCCCGUGGUAUCUUUCAUCAGGAAAUGGCAACCUGAACCACGAGAACAAUAUCCGCACCACCUCCCUGGCCACCUCACCCUGGCCACAGCAGGGACAGCAAGACUCGGAUUCCUCAUCAGAGCAAGAAAGUCCCACCUCACAGCCGGGCACCGAACAUCCCCGAGAAAACUCCCCCAUCUACGAAACCGUGCGUAAGCUCCGAUCCAGCACACGAGGCAGCAUUUCAAAGAUCGCCAACUCGGCAAAAUCCAUCUUCCGACAGCCCCUGACCGUUCUCCCACGGAAUAUGGACGGGGAACGGACCGAAGCAGACCCGGUUCCAGUUCCAGUUCCAGUGCGCACUUCCCAGCCUCACUUCGUCCAAAACGUGUCUUUCCCCGUGCCCAUGUCUGCUUCUGCACGUGUCGCAGAUCACUUCAGUGACCCUGGUCCGUCGACUGGAAUCAAGGUGCAGCAGCCGAUCUCGUCGUUUGGGGAAACCAUUGAUGCGGCGGUGGAUUCUGAGACGGUGCAGAUGAAUCGCGCCCGCAAGUAUCACUCUGUCGAGAGUUAUCCCGGGAAGUUCCCUGUUAGUGAUACGUUGGAUUAUAGCUCGCUUGCUACCGCGUAUGCUGUUAGAGGGAGGGGGACUACCCCUGUUCGACCUUUCUCGGACUACUAG